AUGUUUCGGGGACGAUGGUCUGGUGUUCUUCACCGUCUCACGGAGACGAUGCGCUCGACACUGAUCUGGAUCUCUCAGAUCUGUGUCCACCAAGAGCAGAAGCGGAUUCCAGCUACUGUCUGUCAGAGGACAGCUUUGCUAGCCCCGAGAAGGAAGCUCCGUCUUUGGUGCAUGAGCGGAAGUUCAUCGUCUUCGAGUCAUGCCUGGACCAGCUACUGGAGACGUGUCGCUCCUGUGCUGCCCCCAACACUCACAUCGACAAGACCGUCCAGGGCUCAAGCCUUCAGGUGUCUACGCUCUGUCGGAGCGGUCAUACAGAGACGUGGUGCAGCCAACCUGUCAUCAGGCGGAAGCCAGUUGGCAACAUCCUGGUGGCUGCUGCAAUCCUCUUCACGGGCUGCAGCAUCAAGAAGGCCCUGCGGAUGCUCAGUAGCAUGGGCAUCGCCUGUUUCUGCUACAAGACCUUCUUUAUUAUUCAGAAGGCCUUUCUGCUCCCGGCAAUCGAGAAGGUAUAUUGUUAUAUGAAAACCUUUCUCAUCUGGUAGUUUUACCAGUUGUGGAUAUUAAAU
This is a messenger RNA of Ixodes scapularis (black-legged tick), 569 nucleotides long. RefSeq lists its product as uncharacterized. The transcript has 2 exons. The record is from RefSeq and is a predicted model, not a curated record. NCBI's taxonomy places the organism in Eukaryota, Metazoa, Arthropoda, Arachnida, Ixodida, Ixodidae. Bases 15 to 545 code for a protein of 176 amino acids.